UUAUCCUAUGGCCAAUUUAUUCACAUGGUUUGACGCUUAGCCAUGCUUUUCAGAAAGCAUGGAGUUCCAUUUGAUUUCUGAACCAUGCAAGACCACACGGUAGGUCUUACCAUAAUGGCAAUCUCGCCGCCUGAAUAGGUAGACCACAACACGAAGCCCACUCAUGACUCUAUUAUCUCGCUGAGUUCCAAGAUGAGCCGUUCCUGUGGUCAUCCGAACCUGGUGGUUAUGCUUCUUUGCACAGCAUGCUUACUCCUUAUCGAAACCGACGUACUUGUGCUCUGGAUUCUACUUAAAGUAGAGAGAACACCCUCACAAGCGUCAUUUAUCUACACUUGUUUUACGAUUAUUGUGCUGUACUGGGCUUGUGUCUGGCUAUAUCUGAAGAUGUCAAGAGCGCCUGAUUAUCUUUAUUUCCUACCAGGGAGUUCUAAAGGUCCGGCUAUCGCCUCAAAUCGGCCGGAUAUGACACUGACCGAUUACAGAGAAUCCGAUUGUGAUUGAUGACGAUGACGGCUAUGCAACUCUCUCUCUAUCUGGGGCAAGUGAUGGUAUGUAAUAUCUAUCUCUAGCCAUGGGCAUGGUG
Molecule: messenger RNA, 586 nt
Organism: Aspergillus japonicus CBS 114.51
Lineage: Eukaryota; Fungi; Ascomycota; Eurotiomycetes; Eurotiales; Aspergillaceae
Exons: 2
Coding region: 193-504 (103 amino acids)
Source: RefSeq, a predicted model, not a curated record